This is a messenger RNA of Amoebophrya sp. A25, 4598 nucleotides long. NCBI's taxonomy places the organism in Eukaryota, Dinophyceae, Syndiniales, Amoebophryaceae. The record is from the annotation of a GenBank genome assembly.
CGUCGAGCAGAUCCCCAUCCUUUUUUUUGCUUGCUACUUACUCGGUACUUAUUAUUGUGCUGUGCUAGAUCUUUGUCACACAUCGUCCUUUACUAGAACUUUCACGAAUCGUCGAUCGCAAAGAAAAUGUUUGGAACAUCAUUGUGUUUGUUAUCUGACCUGUAAUGGAGAAUGUAGGCGAGUAGAGCUAGUAGCGGUUAGCAUGAUCAUCUUCAUGACCACACGACGCGGCACACAUCUAUACUAAUACAACGAACUACAUUACGUCAUAUCAGCAGAAUGAAGUAUUGACGUGAAAUUUCAGAGGAAAAAUAUGGAUACAACGGACGCGCGGGCGAAAGAAACAAUCAUAGUCGUUAAAAUUGGCUAGCCUCGGUUGUCGGUUCUCGCUCUGCUGCUUCGCCAAAGCGUUCUAGCGAUAGGACAGAAGUGGAUUCCGAAUAAUCUGUCCUCGCUUGAAGUUGACAGUCACUUCGAGGGACAGUUACAACAAUGUUCCUCCCCAGAAGCAGAACCCCCAAUAGGAAUAAUGAUCAACAGCGUAAACAGGAGCAACGUGGUUUGGAUACUAGACGAGGAAAUGGCACUACUUCUCAGGGUCAGGAGUCAAGAGGCUCGAACCAUCACAAUAGCCCUUCAUCAUCGAGUAACGGGGGAGGGGGAGGAGGAGGGCGGAGUAGAGCGGAGACACCAUGGGGGGUUCUAAAUCAAGAAAAUCAAAGCCCUCUUGCGACGCUGUGGAACAAGACUGUAUCGGUUGGGGCGUCGUUAUCGAAGAAAGUUCUAGACGCCGUGGUCGGUGGUGCAGCGUCAGUCAACGGUGCGCAAGCGCAACAUGAUGCGGACCGAAGAAGGAGAGAGCAAGAGCAACUACAGCAACAACAAGUCGUGAAUCGGGCGGCUGGGCCAGAACAAGAACAUCAGCACCAGUACCAUCUACUUCCUAGAAACCUCCAUGAACAGGAAUCUACAUUUUCAUCAAGUAGACCUCCAGGAGCCGACACUGCGGAACAGGGCUACGACAGGCCUAGUCGAGGUGAGACCCAACAUUAUCAAGGCCAUUUUCCUCUUUAUUCCAGCGCAGCCAGUGCAGAGCAAAGAGGUUUCCUUCGCGCAGAGCCUUACCGUCGUGUAGGCGAACAAUUUCACCAUCCAGUUAGAAGCAGUGGGGCUGGACGCAUCUCUCCUCCUCCUCUCUCAGUUGUAUCAUCAAAGCACGUUAUGCCAUUCAGCGUGACUCAUAGGCCGCGAGCUCAAGGUGGAAGUGUGGCAUCAUCAUCACGUGCAAGCUUUGCUACAACAAGUGUACAUGGAGCAGGAGCAUUUGAUCCUACAGGCUCGUUCACUCCAGGAUUCGUAGAACGACUGCGACAGACCAAAGCCGGUAGUAGAAAUGCGAGGCGUAAUGACCCACGACGCGCGGUUUCCUCGAAAUUACAGGUGCUGGAGCCACGAGUGUCAUUGCCAGACCAACGUGGUCGAAAAAUAGCAAGCGCAAGUAAGCAAGCACAAUAUUUAGUGCACGAAAUAACAACAAGCGAUCUGAAGAGCAAGAGUAGCGCGAGCCGCCCUGUUCGCAAGACAGGUGGCAAAGCUGACACGACUAGCAGCAGGAAUAAAGUGCCACCCUCUAUUACUUGUGUGGACGCUUCGUAUUUUGAGGAGCGAGAGCACUUACAACUUCAGGAAGAGCGUUCAAGGGCGCAAUUCCUACUCCGGAAGUCAACAGAAAUUGUGAAGCGGAUGGACCACGAUCAACAUGUGAGUCACAGCCAGGAGGUGAGUGUUCAGGAGUCGGACAAUGAUGUUGACAUGAUGAUUUCUCCAAACGAUCCUCUGGCUCCACGUCAGAAGCGUCGAGACGCGAGGACGCUAACGAAGAUAAGGAAUGGGAACUACCUGUCUUCGACGAACUUGGCAGAAGAUGGUGGCCAUCCUAGUACUGGUCUGAUAAACAGGGCAGCCGAUACAUCGAACAUGAUGAGGAGUCCUGGCUACCUCCUCUCGCCUGAGGACGGUGUCAGCGCCGUCGAUCCAAGUGCUAUGUUGGUAGCUACCAGCGAAAUGAGUGGUGGUCGAGCAGCAGCUACAGCUUCAAGAACAGGCGAUAUUGUAGUGGUGACCAUUUCUGACGAGGAUGAAUGGGGCAAUUAUUUCGAAAGUGGAGACAGCAACGCAGAAGUGUGUUCAGCGCGUGCAGCUCAACAGCGCACUGCCCAGCUCGCGUCGGAAGCACGACGGAAGGCUGCGGCGCAGGCUGCAAGUCUACAACGAGCUCGAAGUCCAACGCGGCGGGUGGUUGCGAACACGGCUAAAGCAGAAACAGUUUAUUUGGUGGGAGCGUCGGCAUCUUCAUCUUCAACAACUCUUGCGAGUCUUCACAUACCCUAUCAGAAGGUGGAUGGCAAAACAGGUCAAGAAGAGAGUACUCCUGUACAACUUGAGCUUGGCGAGACGGACCACAAAGACAAAGGAAGGGAGAAAGCAAGAAUAACUUCCACAACUCGACGUACAAUUUCAAUUACGGUGAGCGAUGCAGCCUCCGCCUCACGAAGUGCAGACGCAGCUGCGGGGAAAGAUCUGGCACGAAGUGCGACAUCUUCUGGCGUGAAAGGAGGCACGCGGGUGAGCGGGAAGCCAGUCGCGCUAUCACCAAAAUGUGUGCCACGACCGCCAGCAAAUGAAGUCAUAGAAAUCCCUGAUACUUCUGAUGAAGAGGAAGAUAAACGAGCUAAGCAGGAGGUGGAAGCCGUGUCUCAUAAAGUAGACGAGGAGGGACGAGCUGAAGAUGAUAGUACUAAUCAGAAGAGGCAACUUGCUCUUGAAACUGGAAUGCAAGAUGAAGAGGAAGAAUCAUCGAUCUACUCUGGCGCGCUGAGGCCAGUGCUGAGUGAUGCGCAGCGAGGAAUGGCGGAUGAGAUGCUAGCAGUGUACCAAAGUCGACCUAACGGCAUGGAAAAGAUCCAGGGUGACGAUCAUUGGACGAAGAUCGACCUCCGGGUCAACGACAUGCGCACUCUUGCUCCGCGCACGUGGCUUAACGACAACGUUAUCGAUUUUUACAUCAAGAUAGCCGUGCGCGAAAUUUUGGGCACAGAGGUAGUAGACAAAAAAGUCCUCUGCUGGAACACACAGUGGUGGAUGCGGAUAAGCGGCGAGGGGCAGAGUCUUAUGGCACUGAGAAUCAGAAUGUUGUGGUAGUCUUCCAACUAGACUGAUUGAUUUCCUUGCACCUCAGUGAAAGUGAGUGUCGUGAGUGAACAACGAACAUUGAAUCACGAUUUGACAUUCAUUCUAGAAGUAGUGCUCUAUGAUCUCUAAGAGUUCAGGAGGAGCACAGUAUUGCUACGCCAACGUGAAGCGGUGGUCUCUCCGUCGCAAAGCAGACAUUUUUGGAUUAGACUUGAUGAUUGUGCCUUGCGGCUCUGGAUCGCAUUGGUCGUUGGGGGUCGUGGACUUUCGGCGCAAGCGCUUGAUACACAUUUGCUCGCUAGGACUCAGAAAGACCCUGUUUAUGGAGGUGGUACGCCGAUACUUAUCGGAUGAGUGGAAAGACAAGAAAAAAGGUGCAGGCGAGUUCUCCUUCGACGGAUGGACAGAGCUCUAUUCGAGCGACUUCGAAAAAGAGCUAGGCAUUCGAAUUCCGCGUCAAGAUAACAGCGACGAUUGUGGUAUGUUCACGAUCGCCUUCGCGGUUCAACUCGCGCAGCAGUAUCGUGACCGAGGAGCCGAAAAGGGACCCAGUUUUCGCUUCGGGGUUUCGCCAGAUCUGAUUCAUGACCUGCGACGUCGGUAUCUGUUGGAGAUACGAACUGGUGAGUACUGGGGCGACGAUAUAUAUGACAAGAAAGAGACGACCCCUACGACAUCCUAAACUUCCAGAGUCUGAGACCCACCGCUUUUAUCCUCCAUUGUGGACGUGGAAGUAACGACGGCUGAUGCUGAUCCUGAUUCUUUUACAGAACGUCAUUUCGGGGGACGAGCACGAAUAGCCAGGAACAAAAAGGUACUCGAUUAUGUUUAUGGUCCACCCUUGUUCCAGUCGAUAUUAUAGCAAAUAAAUUGUUCUUCUAUUAUAUAAUCCGUCGUAGUGUAUGUGUGAUCUUCGCAUGACAUGAUGAUAUCAGAAAAAACCAAAAUCUUCUUUUCCGUUCACCUCGUACGGAACGAUGCGUCACUCAUCGAUCUUCUCCAUCUAUUUCUGUACAGGUAUCAGUACUGCUAUCAUUAUGAGCACUGCCAUCUAUACGGGGACUGCGACGAGAUCGCUUACGCGAGCAGCAGUGGCGAAGUAGAAGAAGGGACAAGUAGAUUUAGAUGCACACAUUCAUUUUCAUACCAAGCAGGACGAGCAUUGCUUUCUGGCUUAGUAUCGUGGUGUGACAAAUGGUCAUGAUCUACAUUCAUUCAUCCGCCAAUCCUAUUUUUACACUGACAUGAUUCUUCUCAUACUAUGCUUCCAGGAGGACAUGAAAGAGUAGAAUCUCCAUACUGCUAUUUUUCUCCUCGCGAUGGGACCGCCCCCGACCGCGAGUUUUCAUACAAAUUGAAUGCUCAUCUUCUUGUACGCUUCUAUUAUUUGAGCCGCGGAGUCCUUG